Molecule: messenger RNA, 708 nt
Organism: Gryllus bimaculatus (two-spotted cricket)
Lineage: Eukaryota; Metazoa; Arthropoda; Insecta; Orthoptera; Gryllidae
Source: the annotation of a GenBank genome assembly
AUGGCAGCGGAGGCUGUGUCGGCGGCGGCGGCGGGGGCGGGCGCGGGCGCGGGCGGGCGGUGGUGCCUGUGCGCGCUGCUGGCGUUGGCGGCGGCGGCGGCGGCGGCUGCAGCGGCGGCGGGAGGUCCGGGGGCCUUCUACCCCAGCGGGCGCUACGGCAAGCGCGUGGAGACGGAGGUGCCGCUCGCGCCGGCGGGCCGCGGCGGGUGGGCGGCCGGGCGCUUCGGGCGCAGCGGCGUGAUGCUGCCGCGCGCAGACCGCUUCUUCAUGGGCUCCCGCUACGGCAAGCGCGCGGGCGGCGGCCCCGCGCUGCCUGAGCUCGCGCAGCUGGCGCAGGCCGCGCAGCAGGCGCAGCAACAGCAGCAGCAGCAGCAACAGCAGGCUCCGUCGGCCGCGCUGCUGCUGGCGCCGAGGACGGGCGUGGGCGCGGGCGCCGGCGCGCGAGGCUCGCCCGCCGCCCCCGCUGCCUCCUCCGUCGCCGCCUGCGGAGGCGAGCGAGCCUCGGUCGGGGCUGGCGCGACUCCCCCGCAGCCCUCGCAGCAGCAGCCACCGGCGCAGCAGGCAGCGCAGCAGGCAGCGGGGCGGAGUAGACAGCGGCGGCGGCGACGGCGGACCCACGCCCACGGGGCGGGGCGGGGCGCGCGAGGCGCGCGGCCGCCCGCCGCGCCCGCCCGCCCGCGCCCGCGCAGCGCCGCACUCUCCUUGUAA